Messenger RNA from Mucor mucedo, 717 nucleotides. RefSeq lists its product as uncharacterized. NCBI's taxonomy places the organism in Eukaryota, Fungi, Mucoromycota, Mucoromycetes, Mucorales, Mucoraceae. Bases 1 to 717 code for a protein of 238 amino acids. The transcript has 5 exons. The record is from RefSeq and is a predicted model, not a curated record.
AUGUCCGUUUUAACGAAAAUUGUUCAUUAUAUGAGUUUCCAAAAUUAUUCAGGUGCUGACUUCAUCAAUGGCCAACGCCCAAACUCUCCUGUGAAUGUACCUAAUUCGGCCAAUUUCGUUAGGUACAUCGAUAGACAAAGUCUCUGCCAAUUGUGUGACUUAUUCUUUGAAUGUUCAGACCAAGUAGAACAAUAUGAUAACGAAUGCAUUGCACCACAACCACCUUACAAUUGUUUUUCUUUAACAUCAAACGGCGAGAAAAUGUGCCAAAAGGAACCAAGUCUAUUUAAUGAGAACUCAGGAUUGGAUUUGAAAUCUGACGGAUUCACUUCUACGAUCGCAACAGUGGUCGCAUCUGGUCGGAAUAUCGCUGUAUUUUUAUCUUUACAAUUUAACCAAAAGAGAUACUUGUUGUCAGGUCAAUCAAAAAUAGGCGAAAGAAUUGGGUCCAAAAAAUGCACCGUCAACUCCGGUUUUUGUAUAGGAGAAAGUCGUUCAAAGUUGGGAAGUUUGGUAACCAACUUAGCGAAUAUCUCGAUGAUGUUUCAAUCAUCUUUGAUGGCAACUUCAAAUGGUCGGUUUAUUUCUAUCUUCAACUUUGUUCGGUUGGUUACAAAAAUUUAUACAAAAAUGAAUCCUAAAAUAAUCAAGUCUCCUAGAGAGAAGAUGCUUUAUAUCGCAAAGUAUAUGCCACUUUUCCUUCAGAAACUUGAAUAG